GACGCCCACUUCCGGGCGGGCGUGGCGUGGCGUGGUCGGCGUGCGCAGCCCGCUCGCCGGUCCAUUCCGCCUCCGUCCGUCCAUCAGUCUGUCUGUGCGGAGCGUAGACCCCGCAGACCCGCCACACGCUCAGCCAGGCCGGAUCGGUGCGGCCCCCAUCAUGGGCUGGGGAGCCGGCGGGAGCUGCACCCCGCGCCCACCCAUCCGCCAGCAGCCGGCACCUGAAACCCGAGUGGUCGCUGUGGUCUUCCUCGGCCUCCUGCUGGACCUCCUGGCCUUCACCUUGCUGCUGCCCCUGCUACCUGCGCUGCUGGAGCGCCACGGCCGUGUGCAGGAUCCUCUGUAUGGCUCGUGGCAGCGCGGGGUGGACUGGUUUGCCGCAGCCAUUGGGACGCCAGCCGAGAAGAGGUACAACACCGUCCUGUUCGGAGGUCUGAUUGGCUCCGUCUUCUCCCUCCUGCAGUUCCUCUCGGCGCCCCUCACGGGGGCCGUCUCUGACUGCCUGGGGAGGCGCCCGGUGAUGCUGCUGUCCCUGGCAGGCCUGGCCACCUCGUAUGCCGUGUGGGCCGCUUCGAAGAGCUUUGCGGCCUUUCUGGUCUCCAGGAUGAUUGGGGGUAUCAGCAAGGGGAAUGUCAGCCUCUCCACCGCCAUUGUCGCCGACCUGGGCUCGUCUUCUGCCCGCAGCAGGGGCAUGGCAGUCAUCGGGGUGGCCUUCUCUUUGGCCUUCACGCUGGGCCCCAUGCUCGGCGCCUCCCUGCCCGUGGAGACGGCGCCCUGGUUGGCCCUGCUCUUCGCGGUCUCCGAUCUGCUGUUCAUCUCCUGCUUCCUGCCAGAGACGCUGCCCCCAGAGAAGCGGGCACCAUCCAUCACGCUGGGGUUCCGAGCUGCUGUUGACCUGCUCAGCCCCCUGGCCCUGCUCUGCUUCUCAGCCGUGGCACGUGGCCCGGACCCGCCCACCGGAGUCAGGCUGGGCAGCCUGCGCCUGCUGGGCCUGGUCUACUUCCUCUAUCUUUUCCUGUUCUCGGGCCUGGAGUUCACGCUGAGCUUCCUCGUGCACCAGCGCUUCCAGUUCAGCAGCCUAGAGCAGGGAAAGAUGUUCUUCUUCAUCGGCCUCACCAUGGCCACCAUCCAGGGCGCCUACGCCCGGCGCAUCAGCCCCGGCGGGGAGAUCGCAGCUGUGAAGCGGGCCAUCCUGCUGCUCGUCCCCGCCUUCCUCCUCAUCGGCUGGGGGCACACGCUGCCCGUGCUGGGCCUGGGGCUGCUGCUCUACUCCUUCGGUGAGUGGCCCUGCCCAGGCUGGCGGGGGUGCGGUCAGGGGCCGGCGGCCGGGAAUCCUGGAGGGUCGCACCCCUGCCGGCCCCUCCUCCAGGCUGACGGGCGCCUCCCUGAUGUCCCCCACCAGCCGCUGCCAUCGUGGUGCCCUGCCUGUCCUCCGUGGUCGCCGGCUACGGCUCUCCUGGGCAGAAGGGCGUGGUCAUGGGCACGCUGCGGAGCCUGGGCGCCCUGGCCAGGGCUCUGGGGCCCACGGUUGCCGCCUCAGUGUACUGGCUGGCCGGGGCCCGGGUCUGCUACACCGUGUGCGCGGGGCUCUUCCUGCUUCCCUUCUCCCUCCUGCGGAAGCUGAGGCCUCCGGCAGGGACGCUCAAGGCCGAGUAGCUGAGCCACCCCUACCCCAGAGCCGGGCAGCUGACGCAGGGAGUGGGAGGCCUGAGCCAGGACGGCUCCCCGCUGCCUGCCUGACCCCUCGCUCCCCGCACCCCAGCCCGGGGCUCAGCCCAGGGAGGCCCAGGACUCGCACUUGUGCCUGUGACACUCCUGUGUGGACCUGCCUGCCGGGAUCAGACUCCAAAACCUUCCAGGCUUUCUGUUCACUUGUCUUUUAUAUUCAGCGACACACAGGGUAUAUCAGCCAGGUCUCUGAAUGACCAAAUAAAGCAGCUGUUUUAUAUCAA
Eubalaena glacialis (North Atlantic right whale) is the source of this 1952-nucleotide messenger RNA. RefSeq names its product major facilitator superfamily domain containing 10 (gene SLC75A1). The coding region runs from base 161 to 1624 and encodes 487 amino acids. The record is from RefSeq and is a predicted model, not a curated record. Gene Ontology annotation, molecular function: transmembrane transporter activity. The transcript is spliced from 12 exons. Lineage: Eukaryota; Metazoa; Chordata; Mammalia; Artiodactyla; Balaenidae. Gene Ontology annotation, cellular component: brush border membrane. Gene Ontology annotation, biological process: transmembrane transport.